AGAGGAAACAAUGAGUUCAACACAACAGAACCAACAUGGAGCGAGAAGUCAGCGCUCUCAGGAGGCUGACAAACCUCACAGAAGGAAGAGAGAAAAAAAAUUAACCUGUGAUCAGUGUGGGAAGAAUUUUGCUGGGAAGUCUGAACUAAAACUGCAUCAAGUCAUCCACACUGGAGAGAGACUGUUCAGCUGUGAUCAGUGUGGAAAGUCUUUUACCCAGGCUGGACACUUAAAAACACACCAACUCAUCCACAGUGGAGAGAAACCGUACAGCUGUGAUCAGUGUGGCAGAGCUUUUAGUCUUAGUUGCAGCUUACGGAGGCAUCAAGUUAUCCACUCUGGAAUUAAGGCAUACAGCUGUGAAUAUUGUGGAAAAACUUUCAGCCAGCAAGGGAACAGAAAUACACACUUACGCAUUCACACUGGACAGGAUGUGUAUUGCUGUGGUCAGUGUGGCAAACUGUUUGCAACAGAUGCACACUUACAACAGCACAUGUUUACCCACACUGAGGAGAAAGCUUAUCAAUGUGACCUGUGUGAUAAGACUUUUAAAUCGCCACAUACCCUAAAAAGACACCAACAGAUCCACAGCAGAAAGAGACUCUACAAGUGCAGUUACUGUGAGAAGCAGAGCCACACAGAUGGAUCCAGUUCUCAGCCCUGUCGUCGAUGUGGUGGUGGGAAACCGUUUCGCUGUGACCUUUGUGGGACAACCUUCAAUCAUCAGCGGACCCUAAAAAUACAUCAGCGUAUACACACUGGACACAAACUGAACUACUGCAAAGAAUGUGGGAGAAGCUUCCCCACAGCAAGUAAAUUAAAACAACAUGAACUCUACCACAGUGGGGUUAAAAAGUACGUCUGUGACCAGUGUGGGUCAUCCUUCACCACUGCAGGUCAGCUUAAAGCACAUAAACGAGUCCACACAGGAGAGAAACCAUACAAGUGCAGACACUGUGAGAAAAGCUUCUCACAUUCAGGUAAUUGUAGCCUUCAUGAAAGUACACACCUUGAAGGGAACUACAGGUGUGACCAGUGUGACAAGAGCUUCAAGAAUUUCCGUUCAUAUGCCAAACACAAACGAGCCCACGCUGCAAAGAAACUGUUUCACUGUUACCAAUGUGCAAAAACAUUCUCUUCAUUAUCUGCUCUGUCCAAACAUCAGCGUGAUCAUGCAGGGCUGAAGUCAUUCCCAUCAUUGGAUCACAGUGAAGCUGCAGACACACAAAGUUCCUCUUCUGGUUGCAGGGUCAAACUUAAAAACCUUGAGAUCCGGCUCCACAGAAUUCCGAUGGAAUCUCCUGUAAACAGUGUCAGCUAAUGUUACACUUGGAUCUGAUGAGGUAGCUCUGAUUUCUGGACUUGCAGUGAAUAAUCCUGAAUCUGACAUUUAGGAAGCUGCAAGUACAGAUAUAUACAUAAAGGUGUUUAUUUUCUUUGAGGAAUUUUAUUAAUCCUCUAAAAUGUUAUCCCAGGUUUCCCAGUUACAUUUGAAACGUUUCGGAAACAGCAGUGCUUGUAUUAAAAAAAUGUAUAGAAAUGAUAUAUCCAACUGAUACUGCAGCCAACCUUUCUUUAAUAAGUACUUAAAGGUCGGUCGAGUCAGUGCAGUGCUCUGUGUUUAAUAAGCAGCAGCCAUCGAUAACUACAGACAUCAUUUUUUUUAUUAGAAUUUAAUUAUUAAACUAAAUACUUUCUCACAGGUGACCCUGUCUGUGGUUAUGAAUAUUAGCAGGUCAUUAAUAUCCAUUUAUACCACUACAAUAACAAAGUCAGAGUUGUUCUAGUUUGCUUUUAAUUACUUUCAAUUUUCUUUUUGUAAUUUUGUCUUUAAUCCAGUUCAGUUUGUUCCAAGUAUGGAUUUAUAUUAGUGUAGGUUUUUCUUUGUUUCCUCUUCAUUAGUUUGUGUUACUUUUCUUUGUAUUGCAGUAAUAUGUGGAAGUGUUGUCAGGAAGAGGACAGAUGUAGGAAGGACAGAGCAGGUAUUACAAUUCAAACACAGCAUCUUUGUGAAUGACUCACAGUGAUGUAGAAAUCCAAGUCUCAGACAUCUGCCCACUGAGUUAGCUUUGAAUCUUUUUAUAAUCCUUUUGUCUACAGCCGAGGGUACAGUAUCUGUCCAUCUAUCCAUUGAUCCACACACAAAUGUGCUGAAUCCAGUGAGGUUCCAGUUACAAAUAUUGGUAGGGACAUCUCCCUGCUAAUCAUGCUCGGUGAUUGGUAGGGACAUAACGGGUGUUGUUUGAUUUUUCCCAUAAGGUCAGUUCAGGUUAAAGCGGAGAUUUCUCGCUCAGUAAUUAUGACAACUUACUGGCACUUGCAUCACUGGCCACUUACAUAAAGACUCAAGGCUGCAGAAUAAAUCAGCGCUAAGAGUGAAAUAUAACAAUUUUUUGUCAAUUACACUGUUUUUGUGAUCGUUUGGAGCCAAAAUAAAAACUGAAAUCACUUA
Molecule: messenger RNA, 2452 nt
Organism: Archocentrus centrarchus (flier cichlid)
Lineage: Eukaryota; Metazoa; Chordata; Actinopteri; Cichliformes; Cichlidae
Product: zinc finger protein 726-like
Exons: 3
Coding region: 11-1321 (436 amino acids)
Biological process (GO): regulation of DNA-templated transcription
Molecular function (GO): DNA-binding transcription factor activity, RNA polymerase II-specific; RNA polymerase II cis-regulatory region sequence-specific DNA binding
Source: RefSeq, a predicted model, not a curated record